AUGGUACUGGAACGGGUGGUGGCAGAGAAAGAGGCCAGGUUGUUUGCGGACGUGCUGGCGGGACUGUUGAUGUCCCUGAACGCCACCACACCUUCAAGUUACGUACAGUCAUCGUCCUCACGUCGCUCCGGCCUUGAACACCUUUUCUUUUGCGCGACAUGCACGCAAAGCACUAUCCGAUUCUUUGAUAAAUUGGAUGGGAGGAUGGACAAUGCGGCCUCACAGUCCUCGGACCUUUUCGGCCCCGACGAUCCCACUUUUCUUGAAGCGCUUGCUAGAGCUGUUCUGCCCGGCGACGUCGCUAUGCCCGAUGUCGAAGCUGAAAAUCUCGGACAGCUCGUUGCCCUCCCGGCGGAAAUGGGCCCGAGAGGAACGAAACGUUCGUGGUCGCCGCCUCCUGCUCGGAGUCCUAGCCCGCUGGAUGAGGGAUUAUUCCGCAGCGGAUAUGGAUCUCUCAAAUCUAUCAUCCAUCUCAAUACUGAAGAUGAGGAACCGAGCAGCUAUCUCGAUUCGGACACCUACGGGGCCAGUAAAUUCAAUGGAUGGGGAGACUACAUGCGAAGGAAGAGGGCGAAAUUGCAAGUUCAGAACGACGAAAUGGAGGAACAGAACGAGGCAAAUGGGUCUGCCGGCAAGCCAAAAAUAUUCAGGGGUCUGGCCAUCCAUAUCAAUGGUUUCACUAUUCCAUCCGUGCAGGUCCUCCGCGGGAUGAUCACGCAAAACGGCGGAACAUACCAUGCCUAUCUCGAUAAGAAAGGCCUCGUAACCCAUGUUGUGGCAUCAAAUUUGACACCUGCAAAGGUGCUCGAGUUCAAGCACAUGAAAAUCGUUACGCCUGACUGGAUCACAAAGAGCGUCGAGGCCGGACUGUUGCUACCAUGGCGGGACUUCAUUCUCCACCCGAGCGAGAUGGAUCGAUUGGACGAGGCUCAAGGCUCGCGAACGGCUCAGAAGACCUUGCUUGAGGGAUUUCAGACUCAGGCAAGAAGAGCGACACAGCAGACUUCAGUACCUCACCGUCCGCAACGCACAACUAUUCUUGGGUGCCAGAAGCCAAGUUCUCCUGGAACACCUCAGGUGCAGCAACCGGCUACAGAUACCCUGAUGAAUAAUCCCCCCGAUAUUUCGGAUUCUCAUGCGAGAGAAUCACUGUCUGGAUUGGAUGACGUUGCCACCACAUCCGGUACCGCGGUGGAUCCGGCUGAGUGCUCUUCCAACAUUUCCGAUGGGAAGGAAAUUGGCCAGUCUACUUCCGCCAAUGUCCGCUUGAUGAACGAAAUGUCUGGUCCAAAGACCCCUACAAAGCAGAAGCGAUCUAUCUUAGAUGGCCCCUUCGUUGCAGGUACAAAGACGCCAGAGAGCCCUGAGAAGAAGACUUCUCCAACAACUGUGGAUUGCUCAACUGAUCCAGUCACUCAUGAAGCAGCGGCACAUAUUCCAGCUCACGCUUCUUUCAAGUCCAAUCCCAAUGCUGCUCGGCUAAUGCAAAACCCUCGCUGGGCGGCCAAGCACACCUCCGCCAAAGGUGCCGAAUUCAUUGAAGGUUUCUAUAAACAAUCAAGGCUGCAUCACCUCAGCACUUGGAAGGCCGAGCUCAAGGAGUUGGUAGCGAAGGCGCAAGCAAAGCUGGAGGACGACCAGAGUCGCGAGCACGAAGAUGGACCAGAUAAGGGUGUUAGUAUGGCGGGUCAUGUGCUUCCUGAGGGAAAGGCAAGACUGGACAGCAAGGGCAGAGUCCGGCCAGAAGACCGCGUGAUUAUGCAUUGUGACUUCGACUCUUUCUUCGUCGCCGCCAGUCUAAUCGACCGUCCGCACCUGAAAGGAAAACCCGUGGUCGUGUGCCAUUCCCAGGGCAAGGCCGCUGAUGCGGGGACAGGAAGGACAGGGUCUAGCACCAGUGAAGUUGCCAGCGCCAGCUAUGAAGCGCGCAAGUUUGGCAUCAGGAAUGGUAUGAGUUUGGGACAAGCACGUAAACUGUGUCCUGAACUGGAGACCCUUCCAUACGAGUUCGAAAAAUACAAGGAAUUCUCACUGAAGUUCUACACAAUACUCAUGACAUAUGCGGACGAUGUACAAGCCGUCUCAGUGGACGAAGCCCUGAUAGAUGUCAGCAAUGCGGUUGCUCGUGCUCGAUUCGUUCCUUGUGUGGAUGGAGAGGGCGGGCCCCCAAAUCACGUCAAGGAACUUGCAGAGGCAAUCCGUGAUGACGUGCGGAAGUCCACUGGAUGCGAAAUCAGCAUCGGUGCAUCCCACAACAUACUCCUUGCUAGACUGGCCACGAGAAGGGCCAAGCCGGCGGGCUCAUGCCACAUCCUUCCUGAGGAUGUCUCCGCCUUGUUGGAAGAUCUGGACAUCAAGGAUCUGCACGGUGUUGGAUGGAGUAUCAGUGAGAGGAUGGACAGUAAUCUGGGAAUUAAGAAGGUUGGAGAGCUCGCCAAACAACCGAAAGCUACGCUUCAGAAGCUUUUUGGACCGAAGAUGGGGGAGAAACUCUUCAAUGCCGCCCGAGGUAUCGAUAAUGCUCAGAUCGAAUCUCACAAGCAGAGAAAGUCUGUUUCCGCCGAAGUCAAUUACGGAAUCCGUUUUGAGACCGAAGAGCAAGCAGAACGCUUCAUGCAUGACCUUGGGCGCGAAGUUUCUCGUAGGCUGAAGAAUGUCGGUAUGAAGGGGCGUUUCAUGACUCUCAAGCUCAUGAAACGACACCAUGACGCCCCCCUGGAAGCACCCAAGUUUAUGGGACAUGGCAUAUGUGACACGUUUAGCAAGUCGGCACCGAUCACUGCUCGAGGCGGAACAGCAACGGACGACCCAGAUAUUAUUGGAGAAGAAGCUUGGAAGCUGCUCAAAAGUUUCGGUUUUGAUUCCAAAGAGCUGCGAGGUCUUGGUAUUCAGAUCCAAAAGCUAGAAGGGGGUCUCGGGCAAAAUACACCCCCUGUUGGGCAAGGUAUCCUUGACUUUCAGAAGGUCGCCAGUCCGUCCAAGCGAAGCCGUCAGGCUUCUGGUGACAAUGAAAUACCAACAGGUCCACAAUCGGGCAUGUCCACUGAGGACGAACAAAUGACAGUCAAGGCUGAAGAACAAGAGGAAGUCCUUCGACCUGUCACUCUUUUCGAGCUUCCAUCAUUUGCGCAGAUCGAUUUAUCGGUCCUGGACGCUCUUCCAGCAGACAUUCGAGCAGAGGUAGAAGCCGAAUACGUGCGUCCUCGCCCUCGACUCCCAUCGGAGCUUCCCCAGGCGGGUCCGUCGGUCGUUUCCCCAGUCAAAGCCGAGCGGAGCCCACCAGAUGUGAAACACAUUACCCGCCAACUGGCACCCAAGCGGAACGGCAAUCGUCCACCGCCCAAGUAUUCAAUCUUCCAAAAGCGCGAAACUACGCCAGUGGUGCAAGUUGAGAUUACAGACGGGGAGUUGCGGGAGCUCCAGAUCGAUCCUGAGGUAUUCCGGGCUCUUCCUGGGGACCUGCAGCGCGAGCAGCUUGCAGCCCAUAAGGGAACACUGCAUCUCCCACCUCGAGUGGUGGCUGCCAGGUCCACAAAACCUGCACGCGAAUCGCGCUCCCCAUCUGUGCCUGCCCGCCGGUCCAAACAAGUGUAUCAAGCGGUAUUCCCACAAGAUCCGGAACUAGGCAGGAUGAGCGAGACUUCUGCUAUUCGAGAACUGAUUGAGCAGUGGUUUGUCUCAAGUGUAGAUUCAGGCCCGCACGAGAAGGACCUUAAGCGUAUCGGUGAUUUUCUGGUCAAGUGCCUUGAGGGUGAUGUGGGAAUGGAGAAGGGGGUUGUGGUGAUGCAGUGGUGGAAGCAUCUGAUUGAGGCGAGGUGGGUUUCGGACACACAUAGGAGCGCUGGAAAGCUGUGGUGGGAUGCGUUCACAGGCAUCAAGAGAAGACUGGAUGAGGUUGUAAAAAGGAGGUUUGGGGGAACAUUGAGCUUGGAUUAA
Molecule: messenger RNA, 3936 nt
Organism: Dacryopinax primogenitus
Lineage: Eukaryota; Fungi; Basidiomycota; Dacrymycetes; Dacrymycetales; Dacrymycetaceae
Product: DNA repair protein
Exons: 7
Coding region: 1-3936 (1311 amino acids)
Biological process (GO): error-free translesion synthesis; error-prone translesion synthesis
Cellular component (GO): nucleus
Molecular function (GO): deoxycytidyl transferase activity; damaged DNA binding; DNA-directed DNA polymerase activity
Source: RefSeq, a predicted model, not a curated record